Molecule: messenger RNA, 2146 nt
Organism: Numida meleagris (helmeted guineafowl)
Lineage: Eukaryota; Metazoa; Chordata; Aves; Galliformes; Numididae
Gene: HLX
Product: H2.0 like homeobox
Exons: 4
Coding region: 360-1643 (427 amino acids)
Biological process (GO): regulation of DNA-templated transcription
Molecular function (GO): sequence-specific DNA binding; DNA-binding transcription factor activity, RNA polymerase II-specific
Source: RefSeq, a predicted model, not a curated record
GCGGGGCCGGGAGCCGCUGCCAGAGAAAGUUUGGGGUGGGAGGGGUGCAUUUUUUCCCCAGCGCGAGGAAGGGGGUUUGUUUUGUUUUCUUUGCGCCGCUGCUCUCCCGCGCUCGCCGCUCGCUCUCUCCCUCUCGCCACGAGUUUUGGGGACUUCUUCCUUUUUUUUUUUUUUCUCUUUUUUCUUUUUUUUUUUUUCCUCCUGAUUUUACUUUAUUUUUCCCUGCCCCUCCGGCAAGUGCUGCCCCGCAGCCGCCCCCGCCAUCCCUCCCCAUGCCCGCGGGCCGGCGGGCAGACCCGCGCCGCGCUCCCGGCAGCUGAGCCGCUCCCCGGGCGCGCAGCCCCGCCGCCGGCGGCAGGAUGUACACGGCCGGCCUGGCCCCCUUCUACGCCUCCAACUUCAGCCUCUGGUCAGCGGCGUACUGCUCGGCGGCGGGGCCGGCGGCCGGCGGCUGCUUCCCGCUGGAGGCGGCCAAGAAGCCGUCCUUCUGCAUCGCCGACAUCCUGCACGCAGGCGGAGAGGCGGCGGCCGGACCCGCCGACACCGCGCCCGGGCUGCCCGCGGCCGCCGCCGCCGCGCUCGGCUCCAUUCUCCCCGGCGGCCACUUCCACGCCGCCGCCUCCCCGCUGCGACCGACGCCCGUCGUGGCCCCCGACGCCCCCUCCGGGGCCGCCGCCGCCGCGUUCCCUCCACGCCUCUCGCCGCUCUCCGCCGCCUUCCACCCCCCGCACCACCACCGCGCCCCGCAGCACCGCAACCCCGCGGCGGCGGCGGCGGCGGCACCGGGCGGAGGAGGGGGAACCCCGGCGCGGGGACCCGGGGGCCACACGGGAGGCUCGGCGCCGGCGCCCGCCAGCAAGGACCUGAAAUUCGGCAUCGACCGCAUUUUGUCGGCGGAGUUUGACCCCAAAGUGAAGGAAGGCAACACGCUGAGAGAUCUCACCUCGCUAUUAAGUACCAGCCGCCAGGCCGGGGUUCACCUCCCCGCCUUGCAGCCGUCCGCCGGCCAGUUCUUCGCGUCUCUAGAGCCCAUUAACGAGGCCUCUGCCCUUCUGGGGCCCCUAAACACGGCCCCAAGGAGCUCAGUUCAGCACCAGUUUCAGGACACUUUUCCAGGGCCGUACGCGGUGCUGACCAAGGACACGCUGCCUCAGACCUACAAGAGGAAGCGCUCGUGGUCCAGGGCCGUUUUUUCCAACCUGCAGAGGAAAGGGUUGGAGAAGCGCUUCGAAAUCCAGAAGUACGUCACCAAGCCGGACCGCAAGCAGCUGGCCGCGAUGCUGGGGCUCACGGACGCCCAGGUGAAGGUGUGGUUCCAGAACCGCCGGAUGAAGUGGCGGCACUCCAAGGAGGCCCAGGCCCAGAAGGACAAGGAGCCGCCGCCAGAGCCCGAGCCCGCGGCCCCCAGGGCCGUCCCGCCGCCCACCGCCGCCGCGGGGGAACCCGAGCGCAGCCCCAGCCGCUCCGACGGCGACGGCGACAGCGACAGCAGCGACCCCGACUCGCUCGAUAUGGCCCCCAGCGACACGGAAAGGACUGAGGGCGCCGAGCAGAGCCAGCCCCAGGCCGGGGGCGGCAGGCCCUCCGCCAGCCCCGGCCUCCCAUCCCCGCCGCCCGCCGCCGCCAGCCCCGAGGGGCUAUAGACGGGGCGGCCCCGACGCCGCCGGAGUUCCGCGCUGACUGAACGCCCCCUCCCCGCCGCGGGCCGGCAGCGCGGCUCGGGCGGGACCCCGCGCACGGCACGGCACGGCACGGAGGGGAGCGGCCGCAGGGCGGGAGCUGCGGCCCCAGGCGGAGAGAGCGCGGCCCCGGGCGGAGAGAGCGCGGCCCGGCCGCGGGACAGAGAGCGGGACUUCUCGUUGUUGUUGUUGUUGUUGUUUUCCUGAGUUUUUUUUUUUUUAUUAUUAUCUUUUAAUUUUAUUCUCCCGCCCCUGCCCUCUCUGGGAAAGUCCGAGCGAGGGACUGCGCUCCGAAAUCCCUCCCCCACACCCGAACAAUUUACAAUGUGAAGUAUUUUUGCCGACAUCCUCCUGGGUUGCGACGUGUUGCUUCGAAUAAUCCGACCGAGAAAUACUGCACUGACAAAAUAUAGAAAUCUAUCUAUCUAUCUAUCUCCUGUAAAUAAAAUGUUUGCUAUGGUUUGUAA